This is a messenger RNA of Iphiclides podalirius (scarce swallowtail), 216 nucleotides long. The record is from the annotation of a GenBank genome assembly. Lineage: Eukaryota; Metazoa; Arthropoda; Insecta; Lepidoptera; Papilionidae.
AUGCCGCGUCGAACUUCUGUCCAGAGCAGGCUCUCGCGCGGUUCCGUACGCGAAAUUGAGUGGAAAUUACCUUUAAUGCUCCCACCUGAGGUGUGUGGCUGCUGGCUCUGCUGCACAUUGCUCUGCGCCUCCAGCUUCGUGCUCACCGAGUUCCACAUGUCGAACAUGUUCAACAUCAUGGGCCCCGAGGACCUUUCGCUCACAAAAACCUAUCCA